AUUGUUCAUGGCAGUUUGACAGCAGCUGGGAGUCUCGAAAAAAGUGUUUGACAAGUGAAUUUAAUGUCGGUAUUUAUAAAACAUCCUUCUUAUUAUGUUAUAAAGGUAAAAAAUUGAAUUUUACCAAGCUUAAAACAGUGCGAGGAAUUAUUGUCCUUCAAGCAGAUUAUAAUUAUCGAGGUAUUCGCAAAUUUUAACGCGAUGGCCAACAUUGGAAAUUUGGAUCAACAAAUUGCGAAUUUACAAAUUAAUCACAAUGACGGUGAAGCCGUGAAAGCUGGCAAAAAAGUUGGACCUGCCGUUCCUCCAAAACCAAAAAAGUCACAACCACAGGUACCGCAAAGUUACACAAUAAAGGCAGCCUCAAUUCCGUCGUACAGUACGGUAUUAAAUAAUGCUCUAUCAAAUGAAAAGCCGUCCAAUAUUUACAUGAAUUCACCAACGCCAUAUGCUCCGUUAAAUUUGGAAAAAAAUGACUUCACAUCGUCGACAGCGACAAAUGGAAAUAAACCGACCAAGUUCUAUCAGAACAAUGAGAAUUUUUACACGAAUCAAACAGAGGAGAAAUUCGAUUCAAAAUAUAAUUACGAUGAUAAACAUUUUUAUUCAAAUGUUGACAAUAUGUCCGAACAACAACAACAACAACAACAACAACAACAAGUUCCAAUUGACAAUAAUAGAUCCGGAGGUGCGGUGAAAAAUGCCGUCUACAGUAAUGUUGAAUCAUCAAUGCCAAUUUCAAUUCCUCACUCGAGUAAAAAGGAAAAGGAUUUAGUUUACAGUAACAUUCAAUGGAAUCCAAAAUCUGAAAAUACUUACUGUAACGUUCCAGCUGGUCAUAAUGCUGACGAUCUGCCGCCUCCGCCAGAGCCCACGGAGUACGUUCAUUGUUUGCCGGGAAGUUCAUUUCCACCACCACCGGAAGAACUUCCACCGCCGCCGAGUCCCGUUUCCUCAAGUUACAGUGAAUUGAGACGCGCUACUUAUCAAAACGAUUAUUCCUCUGGCAACUAUCCGAACGAUAUUUACGGACCAAGUUCACAAUCAAGUUCGACGUACGAAUCGAUUUAUGAGCCUAUUAAUCCGCGGCCACCGUCACAACUCUCGUGCAAUUAUUCCAUGUACUCUGGCUACGGUUCGGCAACAAUGACACAGCCUCAGGAUAAAGUUUCACCCGUAAAAGAGGUCGACGUGCUGACGGAUCUUUUGGUCCAGGGAAUGGAGGACAAUCAGGAGGACAGUGAUAUUUAUGGAAUUUGCGCGCAGUGCGGUCGCAAAGUAGAGGGCGAGGGAACUGGUUGUUCGGCGAUGGAUAAAGUUUUUCACAUCAGUUGCUUUUGUUGCUUCGUUUGUAAUAUUAAUUUACAAGGAAAGCCAUUUUAUUCACUCGAGGGAAAGCCAUAUUGCGAGGAGGAUUAUUUGAAUACAUUGGAAAAAUGUUGUGUCUGCACCAGACCGGUUUUGGAUAGAAUUCUACGAGCUACUGGAAAACCCUAUCAUCCAUCAUGUUUCACUUGCGUCGUCUGCGGACAAAGUCUCGAUGGAAUUCCAUUUACAGUCGACGCCACCAAUCAAAUACACUGCAUUCAGUGUUUCCACAAGAAAUUUGCGCCCCGCUGUUGCGUUUGCAAGCAGCCAAUAAUGCCAGAGCCGGGCGAAGAUGAAACAGUCCGUGUUGUUGCACUGGACAGAAGUUUUCACAUUCAGUGCUAUAAAUGUGAGGAUUGUGGAUUAGUAUUGUCCUCGGAUACAGAAGGCCGUGGCUGUUAUCCACUGGACGAUCAUGUUCUUUGCAAAAGUUGCAAUGCAGCACGAGUUCAGGCCCUCACAUCGCACAUGACGACUGAAUUAUAAAUUUUCCACAAUUUUUUUUGGAAAUAUAUGCCAAAUAAGUUAAAUAGAAGUCAACUUAAAAUUUUGAUAUACAUCUAUAAGAACAUUUUUUUUCUCGUCCGCUUAGAAUUUAACCAAACACGCUUUUUUUCUAUUCGCACAAAGUGCUUACGCUAAUUGAAAUUUUCUUCUUCCCAUUCUUUUUUAAUUUUAUUAAUUUAAUCCCUCAUUAAUAUGGAAACUUUUUUUUUGUUACCGAUUUGAUGUGCCAUUUUAUAGAAAAAUAUAUUAGCAAUUUUGUUCUUUUCUUAAAUUUCAAUUUUAAUACCUACAAAUUAAAAAUUUUGCUCUUUUGCUCUUCUGCCAAUUGCCAUAUUUAAGAGAUCGAUGAAUGUUUUUAUAAAAAAAAAGUUUUUGCAUUUUUUCUACACGAAUUUACAAAUUUUAAACAUUUACAGAUUGAAAUUAGAAUAUACUCAAUAAUUACAGUGUAAAAUAUGUUGUAAAUAUUUUUUAAUUUAGUAAAAAAAUGUAGUUGGCGUCACUUUAUUUUCAAUUACAGUUUAUUGCUUUUUUUUGUACUAUUUUUAUUUCUAAUUUUUGGAAAAAAUUCGUGCAGCUUAGUAUUUUUCUUUUUUUAAAGAAAAAUGGUAAAUUAAUUAGUUUUUACUUUAGAAAUAAUUAUACUCUUGUUGUAUAGAUUUAAAAGAAUUUAUGUUAGAUUUAAGUAAAGUUCUGAUAUUAAAAAAAGAAUAUUCCAUUUAGAAAUUAAAGAAAAACAAUUAUGUAUUAAUUAUGUGAUAC
This is a messenger RNA of Leptopilina heterotoma, 2637 nucleotides long. It is a transcript of the gene Zyx, whose product is annotated as lipoma-preferred partner homolog. Gene Ontology annotation, cellular component: stress fiber; focal adhesion. The coding region runs from base 202 to 1854 and encodes 550 amino acids. Lineage: Eukaryota; Metazoa; Arthropoda; Insecta; Hymenoptera; Figitidae. Gene Ontology annotation, biological process: cell-cell adhesion. The transcript has 6 exons. The record is from RefSeq and is a predicted model, not a curated record.